UGGUUCUAGGGGGAAAACGGAUCUAGUGCUCUAGGCGACUGACAGUGAAUUACGACCCAGGCCUGCAUGUUAGUAGGCUUAGUAGCAUAGACCCGCGUUCGACCGUCUGGUUCAAGGAAACAGCCGCCUCCGGCAUCCAGAGCAUCAGUCAAGUAGGCUUAGCAGGGUAGAUCCGUGGUGGACCAUCAGGAAAUAGCUAGUUCCGGCGUUUCGGCGUUAUUAGUCAUGAUAGGGCUUUAGGCUUCGAUCAGUGUGGUUGCAAGGAUUCUGGCGAUCGGUGAUCGACGAGGGUUGGUGCACAGGCAGAGCCUCUUAAAGCUUCUUCAGACCGCUGUCAUCUCAGAGUCCACCUCUCCCUUCAGGCAAUUCGUGCUUUAUUAUCAGAAAAGGGGGCUCUCUGAAGCCGCAGCUUCUGUUUCGUUUUUCUCGCAUAGCCUUCCCGGCUCUUUUUCCCUAGUCGAUUUUCAGCUACACGUGUCGUCACCGGAAUGGCCCAGGAGGUGGUAGAGGCGUGCGCUCAGCAGCAGUGGUCGCGUGCCGUUAAGCUGCUGACGUCGCAAAUAACGGAGGCGGAAGAGGCUAGCGGGAGCCCAGCCGAGAUCGCGAUGUCGCUCUGCAACCGCGCGUGGUGCUACCUGCACCUGGACCUCAACAAGCACGCGCUCAAGGACGCCACCAGAGCCACGCAGCUCGCGCCCAGUCAGCCUCUCGCCUUCAUGCGCCAAGGUGCGGCGUGGCUGGCGCUGGGCAAGAAGGACGAAGCCAAGGCGGCCUUCGCCCAGGGCUACCAAGCCGCCACCACCACAGCUACCACCGCCGCCACCCUCCAUGCCUCGUCCUCCGUCGACCUUGAAUUCGCCCUGCGCCUGCACAUGCUCUCCAUCGACCCGUCCUCGCCUCUAUCCCCCACGUCCAAGCUCCGUUCUCCUUCUCACCAGGCCCAAUCCGCGAGCGCAGGGAAUGCGUCUUUUGCCUCUGCGGAUUCGCCUCGUGCUGAUGCGCCUGUGUCCUCCCCUCGUGCUCCUACAGCUGCUGCUGCUGGCCAGAAUGGUUCAGUGAUUGUAGAGACAGGCUCGGGAGAUGCGUCGCCAGGCAAGGCCAAAGGGAAGGGGAUGAAUGGGGAGGUUGCGACUGGGGAAGGUGGGAAGGUGGGGGGUGGUGCGUCACCUAGUGAGCAGAAGAAAGAGGGGAAGAAGAAGGCGAGUGGGGAAGGGAGUGGAGGAGGAAAGGGGUUGGGAGCACGUGGCAGCCUGGCAUUGGAUUUGAUGAUUUCACUCGGGAUUAACCAGGUCAAUUCUGGGAAGCUUGACGAUGCGGUCAAGACCUUCGAUCAGGUUCUGGAGUCGGACAGCCGCGCCCUGGGUGCGCUGGUGGGGCGGGGCACAGCGCGGGCGCUGCAGCGCAAGCUCAAAGAGGCGGUGGCUGACUUCACUGCUGCCAUUGAGAUCGAGCCACGAGCAGCAGAGGCGUGGAAGCGGCGGGCACAGGCCAGAGCUGCGCUGGGGCAGAUGGACGAGGUGAUUGAGGACUUCACUCGAGCGUUCACCAUCGACCCCUCCGCCACUGACGUGCUAGCUGAGAGGGGAGUGGUGUAUGUGAAGCAACGGAACUACCGUGCAGCCAUUUCCGACUUAAAGACAGCUCUGGACUCCAACACCAAGGACGCCAACGCGUAUAACUUCCUUGGCCUGGCGCUGACAGGCACAGGGGCGUGCCUGGAUGGUGUUGCGGCGUACAAGAAGGCUGUGGCCCUGCGCCCAGAUUUCAAGGACGCGUGGGUUAAUAUGGGGCAGGCUUAUAAGGAGUAUGGCGAUGCUGAGAAUGCUGCCAAGUGCUACCAGAGAGCCCUGGAGGUGGAUUCAAGCUUUGCCACGGUGUAUCGCUACUGGGCGCUGCUCAAGCAUGGGGUGGGCGACCACAGGGGCGCGGCGCAGAUGGCGCAGAAGGGGCUGAAGCUGGAGCGCAACAACAUCGAGCUCAUGUACUCCUAUGCCUCGUCCGAGCAUGCUGUGGGCGAAUACGCCACCGCGGUGCGCACGUACGACGAGAUGCUGGGCGUGGAGACGGACUCGGAGUCGAAGUUGCUGCAAUUCCUCGGCUUCUACCAGCGCGAGAUCGCGCUCUACACGCUCCACAAGCACGCCGCUCCGCUCGCUGACUUUAGUCUGGACAGGGACCUCGACCCCUUCUUCAAGGAAGCGUGGUGCAAGAAGCUCCCGCCCACGCUGCUGUUCCCUGGUUACUCCACGCAGCCAGUGCCCCCAUCCAUCGCUGUGCGCCUGGGGAAGAAGGGGUCCUCUGCCGCGGGGGGCAGCAGCAGCAGCGGCGGCAGCAGCGGCAGUGCUGGCGGCGGUAGUGGUGGUGGGGGCGGCCUCAAGGGCGGUGGGAGUCAGGAGGUGCAGCGGCUGCUGGAGAUAGCAGACCGGAUAGGGCGGCGCACGCAGUACUCAUGCCCUGGCUUCCAUGCCAAUGUCCGCCAGUACCGCAUGGCUGGGCUUGCUGCCAUUGAGAUCGCCCAGGCUGUAGCAGCCGCCUGGGAGCAUCGGGAGGAGGAGGCUGCUGCCGCUACAGCUGCUGCUAAUGCUACAGCCGGUGGCAGUGCCUCGCCUGCAUCAGCUGCAGCCGCCGCUGUUCUUGCUGAGUUGGAGGAUGGAAGCGCUGAUGUGUCGUCCUUCUCCAAGUCAUCUGCUGCUGACGUGUCGUCAUCUCCGAGGUUAUCCUCUGAUGACGUCUCGCUAUCGCAUCUCUCAUUGGACGACUCUCUGACUGACGAUGGGGGCAGCAGCAGUGGGAGCGAGGCAGUGGCAGGGGGGUGUAGGAGUCAGGAGGACAGGAGGAAGGGAGGGGGGGCGGGGAAAAGCGGUGGAGGCAAGGGGGGCAAGAGCAAGGGUGGGAAGGGAGGGGGGCGAGGGAAGGGAGGAGGUGGAAGUGGAGGGAAGGGUAGCUCUGCAGGUUCAGGGGGGGUUGGGGCAGGCACAGGUGCAGGGCAAGGGAAGGGGGGAGGGGCGUCAGGGGGCCUGACAGCUAAGGGCGUGGCAAUAAAGGGGUGGAGGGACGCUUACUCAAUUGCGGUGCGGUGGAGGCAGCUGUCGGAGCCGUGUGACCCGGCUGUGUGGGUUGACAUGCUCACGGAGAAGGAAUUCCGAGCGGGCUUUGGGUCGCACACGCCUAUCCUCAUUGGCCAGACCAAGGUGGUGCGCUACCAUGCCAACUUUGACAGGGCGUUCGCCAUAAUGAAGGAGGAGAUGCUGCGGUCGGGUGCGGUGCACAACGCUGCCAACAACAGAAUACCCAUCGAUGACCCCGCCCAGAAAGCAGCGGUGGCGGCAGCCAGGGCGUGUGAGGACCUGUACCGCGUGGUGGGGGAGGACUUCUGGAUCGUCACGCCCUGCCACAGCAUGGUGGACCCAGGGAAGGUUCUCGAGGGCACACGACUCACGCUUGUGAAGACGCCCACGGGGUUUGACUUUGCCAUCCGCACGCCCGGCACGCCCUCGCGGUGGGCGGACUACGACGCGGAGAUGACAGCCGCAUGGGAGGACCUUUGUUUGGUGGUGGGGGAGAAGAUGCAGGGGGGUGCGUGGAGGCCACCUCUUGGUCCCUCGAUGGCGCGAUUCCAGCGAGCCGUGCUGCGCCUCGCCUAUUACUGGUACAAUUUCAUGCCGCUGGCACGCGGCACUGCCAUGGUGGGUUACGUGGUAAUGCUGGCGCUCUUCCUCGCGGCGCAGCUGCAGGUCACCGCCACCAUCCCACCCAAGUUGCAGGUGGACUGGGAGGCGAUUCUCUCCUCGCGCUUUGAGACCUUUGCAGGGGCUGUGAUGCCGUGGCUCGCCCCCUCCGUCACACCCCUCACCGACCCCGCGCUGCCCUCCAUCCCCUCGCUGCCCACCCACCUGCCCUCCGUCGCCGCUGCCGUUGCCGCUCUCUCCACGCCCCCGACGUCCUCCCGUUCUCCCGUGCCUGCUCGCUCGUAGACGAGCUUUGAGAUUACUGCACCAGCCAGGCACAGCAAAUGCACCGGUGCCUCCCUCGCCUCCUGGUGGUUAGCUAUCUGCCUGCCCCAGGCCAGGGAGAUGCAUGUGUGCCUCCCUCGCUUGUGUGUUUCUUGGUAGAGUUUCCUGGAUCGUUCUGUUCGCUUGCAGCACAUUCGUCUGCUGUGGUAGGAGGCUAGUUCCUCCCGUCCCGUGCUGGUUUAGCCCCCUCUGCUGUCGCUUUCUGCUUUGGAAGCCUAUAAAGGUGAAUGCUGGGCCGCAUUUUAAGGAUGUGAUUGCUGGU
This is a messenger RNA of Closterium sp. NIES-67, 4275 nucleotides long. The record is from the annotation of a GenBank genome assembly. Lineage: Eukaryota; Viridiplantae; Streptophyta; Zygnematophyceae; Desmidiales; Closteriaceae.